AUGUUUUAUUCGCAGACGUUCUUGGCUCGGAAGGGCCCACUGGGAACCGUAUGGUGUGCGGCGCAUCUGCAGAGCAGGUUAAAGAAGUCCCAUUACACUUCCACCGACAUCCCCUCCACCGUUGAUCGCAUCAUGUUUCCGGAUGUUCCUAUUGCACUGAGAAUGUCAGGACACCUUCUAGUAGGUGUUGUUCGGAUAUACUCGAAGAAAGUCGACUAUCUUUACCAGGACUGUAAUGUUGUUUUGACUAGCCUAAGAAAGGCCUUUGCUUCUAUAGACUUGAAUUUGCCAGAGAAUGCAAGACAAGCACCGGUUCAAUCCAUCACUUUGCCUGACACAUUUGACCUUGAUGCUUUGGAUUUGGAUACAGACUUGUUCCGUGAGGGGGCUCACGAUAAUCAUCUCAGGAGUGAGGAAGACAUCACACUAACAGGUUGUAGAAGUGACUUGCUGAUAUUCAGAUGUAUCUAUCACAUCCAAAAGAGGUUUUUGGUUCAGAUGCUACCCCCCAUGGAUGAGGACAUCGUCCAUACACCUCCAGCUGAGGGGGUUCCUAGUCCAGGCAAUCAGACAGAUGAACAAAUAAGAUUUAGUGAUGACUUCACCCUUCCAAACUUUCCAGAAGUUGAGGUUCCACAACAUGUUGGUUUUGAAGACCCUGUUCCAACUAACCAGAGAGAAAGUUUUGAUUUGAGGCAUAGAGAUGACGGUUCCCCUGAACAUGUUCAAGAAAUGGAAGUUCUGCGAGAUGCUGUUCCUGAUUUUAGCUCAGAAAUCCUUCCUCCGGUUUCCCCCAGUAACAGGGAUGAUGUAACUGAACCACACAGAUCUGUUGACCCUGAAAGUAGUGAGAAAGACAUUCUUUCUCCAAUUAUGGAGGAAACUAUACCUUCUGGUGGGCCAUCUCCAUUAUUUCAGCCAAGUUCAGGACCACCAGCAUCUGUUGCUUCUUUGCCAGAGGGUCUACAAAAUAUUGAUACACAUGUUUCAUUUGAACUUCAACCAACACCACCUCCUGAGCAGCCAAGAGCAAGACCAAGGAAGAGAAAGCAGUAUUUUGAUGAGACCCUUGUGUUGUCCAAUGAGUUUAUGAAUAAGACAAUUCAAGAUACUAGUGAUUUAUUGCGUAAAAGGAGGAAUAUUCCAUGCUCUGCUUUGGGUGUUUGGAAGUUGAACAACAGUUUAAGAAAGGAACAAAUAUUCUUCCAGCCUUCAUUAAGUGGUCUGUGUUCAGAUCUUUGUAACAUUUCCAACAAAGACUAUAUAUCCACAAAAUCCCAUUUGUUUGAGGAAGCUCUUCCAAACUCUAGGCCUACAAGAUCUCCUUCUCCCACAACUGAAGCUUUCUCAGAAGCUAGGGUUGCACAAUCUCCUCGUCCUUUUACAACUGAAAUCUCCCCAGAGCGUAGGGUUGCACGGUCUCUUCCUGUAACUGAAGCUUCCACAGAGUAUAGGGGUGCACAAUCUCCUGCUACUCAAUGCAACCCAGAAAUUGAUCAACUCAGACAUGUUGAAGAACAUGAUGGGGAAAAUAUCUUACCUGAGUUUAUACCUUCACCAAGAUUCAUGCCUUCUCCCAGGAGAGAUGACCUUACGCCUGCUCCAUCUCCAUACUUACGGUCAGCUUCAGUUCCUCCAUUGGAAACAAGCACUGGAACACAAAUACUGCAGACACCAGACCUACCCUCUUCAAUUGGAUUUCAUGAGUCUGUUUUUGAAACUCCAAGGACAAUAUUUGAGGAGCAGUUAGGUCCAGAAAACACUGGUCUAUCAGAUACUCCUGACUUAAGGAAUACUGCAGAAGCUGAAGAUCUUUAUUUUCUGGAAGCAGAUAGCAGUACACCAGCUGGAUCUCAAGGGACACAAGUAGUACCAGGAUCUCAAGGAACACACGCAGUUGAUUCAUUGUCUGUUAGAACCAGGGCUGUGGCUCAGUAUUUAAAAAGGCAAUCUCCUGUCACUUCAACCUCAGAAGACCUAUUUGGAGAUCUCAGCUUAGACAAAAUCUUAGAAGGAAAAACAAGAAAGCUAUGUGCCCGAAUGUUCUAUGAAACUCUGGUUUUGAAGAGUUUCGACCUUGUUGAUGUAAAGCAAGAAGUACCUUAUGGUGACAUUAGUUUGAAAUUGACUCAAACCCUAUCGAAGGCUCAAAUUUAA
Prunus armeniaca (apricot) is the source of this 2157-nucleotide messenger RNA. Lineage: Eukaryota; Viridiplantae; Streptophyta; Magnoliopsida; Rosales; Rosaceae. The record is from the annotation of a GenBank genome assembly.